AUUGAGUUGCACCCUGAUGGUCGUCAUGGCAUAGUUAGAGUAGACCGUGUUCCUUUGGCCUGCAAACUGGUUGAUCUCCCCUGCAUGAUUGAGUCACUCAAAACGGUGGACAAGAAGACGUUUUACAAGACCGCAGAUGUCUGCCAGAUGCUCGUGUGUACACUAGAUGGAGACCUUUACCCCCCUUUGGAAGAGCCAACUGGCACUGACCCUAAGACCAAAAAGAAGGAUAAAGACAAGGACAAGAAAUUUGUUUGGAAUCACGGCAUCACCUGCCCUCUGAAGAACACGCGCAAGAGGAGAUUUCGGAAGACUGCGAAAAAAAAGUACAUCGAAUCUCCUGAUGUGGAAAAGGAAGUGAAGAGAUUGCUGAGCACAGAUGCUGAGGCUGUCAGCGUCCGAUGGGAGGUUAUCGCAGAGGAUGAGUCCAAGGAAGCAGAUCAACACAGCUCUCUGGCCAACCUGGAUUCCUCACCUGGGACCUCAGGACACAAGAUGGGUUCUGCAUCACCAGUCCAGCAUGAUGAACUGAGGGAGAUCUUCAAUGACAUCAGCAGUUCAAGUGAGGACGAGGAGGACGAAGGGGACCGGCAUGAAGAUGAGGACUUGAAUAUCAUGGACACAGAGGAUGAUCUGGUCCAGCAGCUCCAGGACAAACUUAAUGAGUCCGAUUCUGCACAGAAUGAAAGUGAUAGAAACAACCAGAUAGUUAUGGAGUACCAGGUGCAGAUCAACAACAUUAAGGCCAAGCUUCAGGAAACUCGUGCCCGCAAGAAACAGCAGGAGGAGCUCAUCAUGAAAGUGGAAAACCAGGCCCUCAAAAACCGUUUCCAAGCCUUGUUGGAUGAGAUUAUUCAGCAGGAGGAGCGGGAGAUGGAGCAGCUGGCCUCCCUGCAGGAGCAGCUGGACUCACUGAUAGAGAAGUGACCACCAGGGGGCAGUCACAUGUCAUCUUCUGGCAUACAGGAAAGACAAGGAGGAGAAAAGCCUUCAUCCAGGGAGAAGAGAAUUUUUAUUGGAAGUUGCUGUGUCAUUCCUUUAAAUUUGUGAUUUUCCUAUUACACAGCACACAGAUUGGUUCACUCAAAGUUUGUGUUUUUAAGUUGACAAAAUGCGUUUGUAGUUACUGUGUGAUUAAACUGUUCCACCUCA
Neolamprologus brichardi is the source of this 1152-nucleotide messenger RNA. Lineage: Eukaryota; Metazoa; Chordata; Actinopteri; Cichliformes; Cichlidae. The record is from RefSeq and is a predicted model, not a curated record.